CACCGAUAUCGGAGACCAAAGUCUCUCUGUGAAACGUUGUGUCUCGCGGUUUACUCGCUGCUUCAACUAUUUUUACUCAUUUUCAACUGUUUACAGUGCUUAAAUCUCAUUUGCGGAGUAUCCAUUUCGAUUCGAUAGAAACAUCGGUUUUCGUUUUCAUUAAAAUUGUUUAAUUACGACGCUGUUGCAGAUUUUUAAAUCACGGAACGACUGGCUAAUGCGAUAUCGAACAGUAUAAAUAGUACUGGUAACAAUGAACAUUGGAUAAUAUCACAAAUUUAUAUUUUUUUUAUUACAACCGUAGUUACUGUUUUUUUAGGAAUUUCGAGGAUCGAAAUCCCAAAAAAUCGAAAAAAAUUUCUCCCUCGACACCGAGACACUAAAAUAAUAAGCGUGAACGACGAACGUUGAUAAAAACCGCGAUAGUGAAAUGACUUUAAACGUUUAAGUUGCUCGGUGAAGGACGAACCUGCGAUCGCACAUUUUUCGGCCAUUCGUCGAUCGCCACGAAACGGAAUGAAUUUUCCAAAAGUUUGAUAAAGUGUGGUUGAAAUGUGGAAAAAAAAUCCCUAGAAAAGGAAAUAUCGCGUGGAGAGAAGCCUCGGGCGCAGUCGCCGAACGUUUUAUUGAUCCUCUGCCGGGGAACUCUCACCGAGCUCACACGCGUAUCGAACAAACACACACGGAUUCGUGCGAUCGUGUAUUUCGCACUGAGAGCGAAUAAACGAGCGCUUCGGGUUCCCUGUGUGUGUGUGUGUGCGCGUGCGUGCGUGUGUGUGUGUUAAAAGUGUUCUUCCCGAGGCGUCAUGCGUCGACUGGACGUUCCAGCGACAGUGAAUGGACAGCACGCGGUGUGCUCGUCUUUGACGUUCCUCACUUUCGUCCCACCAUUUUUCCUCCGAUAUUGAAUAAAAGCAAAGGCUUUUGGAGCAGUCCCGCAUUUUUUGAGGGAAAAUCGUGACUUUUUUUUUUACGACGGGCAUGUAAAGUGAAGAAUGAAAAAUAGUGAAAUCGAGUCUCUCGGAACACGGGAAAAUGGAAAAAGCACUUGGCCGGAAAUGAAAUAUUUGAUUGGUAAAUAAAAUUGCAAGGUGAAUAGCAGAGAAAUCGAACUGGAAAUUUCGAGAAGGGAGGCUCCCUUUUAGGGGUUGAAGCGUGGCAUGCGUCGUUCUCGUUUCCCAUCGGGAAAGGUCUAUCUCGACGGAGACUGGAUUCUCCAGCAUCUCGACUAUGCUGCAAGCUCGCAUCGAGUGAAAGUAAUAUCGAGUCCGGAAUUCAAACGUCAUUGAGGAAACGGAAGGGAAUUUUUUCUUAUUUCUCCUACGAAAGUGCGUGUUUACCUUCGAAAAAACUGAAUCCCGUUGAGCGGCGUUUGCGGAGGCUGAAAAUAAUUUGCCAAAUAAUCAAUAAUUCGCAAAGUUUUAACUUUCGUUUUCCAAGUUGCCUCCCUCGCCGACAUAUGCGAAGUCUCGAAGAACGACUUUCCGAACAAUACAAAAUAGUGUCGAAGUGAAAAAAAAAACAGCGAAAAUGAGCCUGCUCUCGUCGUCGAUAAACAACGUUCGGUGUCUCGCCGACGAGGAGAACGAUCACAACAUGCUCCAGGAUCUUCAGCUGGCUGCUGAGCUUGGCAAAACUCUGCUCGAACGUAACAAGGAACUGGAAAACAGCCUGAAAAGUCAUCAGAGUACGAUUGAAGAACAGGCACAAGAAAUCGAGUACAUGAAAAAACAAACAGCCGCCCUCAGAGAAGUGAACAAUUCGAGGCUCAAAAUUUACGAACAGUUGGAAGUCAGUAUUCAGGAUUUGGAACGUGCCAAUCGUCGCCUCGUCGUCGAAAAUAGCAGCGACAAAAAGCUCAUAAAAAGUCAGAGCUUGACGAUCGAGAGUCUCGAGGCAAAGUCCGAAGAAUUGCUAAAGAAAAUCGACGAUUUGAAGUCCCAGUGCGAGUCCCUUCAGCGUCAACAAACGACGAACCAACAAUGCGAGGACGAGUCGCAAUCGCUGACAGCUUGGAAGGCAUCGAUGACACAAGACGGCAGCACAAAACGAAUCGCUGCGAAAACUUCGCCGAAGCCAACACAAGAAAGCCAAAUCGACACGUGCUCGCGACAGCUGGUCAACACACACGCCGAAGAUGAAGAAGAAGUGACGGAACUGUUGAGACAGUUGCACGAGUCUCGCAAUCAACGGGCUCGCGAUCAGGCCAGAAUUACUGAACUUACGGAACAGCUAGCCGCUCUUGUUCAGGAAAACACCUCCCUCGAGGACCAACUCAACGUAUGGCGCAACAAGGCACAAGACAUGAAGAACUUACAGGACGAAAUUAAUACCCUCGAGGAAGUCAGACAAGGUCAUCUUUGCGGCCGUUGCUUACGCGGCGUCGACCUCAGUACUCACGACGAGUUGUCAGUGAUGCUGGACCAAGAAGAAGACGACGAUAUAAGCAUGGCCGACUCUUUCGUCACCGACACCCAACGUGAUUGCGAAUCGAUAACCCAGGAAACGAGCAGCAAAGUUGGGGAAGUUGACGAGUCGAAUCCAAACCCGUACAGAGUCCUCGUCGAGAAAUACGAGGCGUUGCUCGAGGUGCAGAGGCAUCCGGCGGUUCGUCGUAAGCCGAGUGUCCCCACGACGUGUAUGUCGUUGCAAGAGGAGCUCGAGAUGUCAGGUGAAUUCAACAAUUUCCAAAAUUCAUCUUGCGAUUACGAGACGAGCCAGCAGGACUCGAAAACGAGCAAUCAGAACGGCGGGGGGCGUCGGGGCUUUUCGAGAAAACCGUUUUCAGCGACGCCCACAGACUUCUCGGAAGCGGAAACAUCGUCCUCCGGGUUCGCGGACGAGACGAGUAACAAAUCAACGCAAACGGACGAGCGCCCUGGCUUUCUUCUGUGCUCGAUCGCCGACGGGGAGGAUUGCAAAUUCAGUAUUUACGAUGACAACAGUCCGUUCGAGAGUCGCUUCCGCAAAACUCCGGAGUAUCGAGAAUUGUUCAGCGAAAUAUUCCGCGUGCUCAAGAGGGCGGCUGAGGCAAAGGAGGACGGUGAGAAGCUGCCACUGUUGGACAACAGCUCUUCGAACAACACUUUGAAGUGUGAAAACAAUUCGGGAGAUUCUGCCCAAUUGGACGACUGCAACAGCGAGGCAACCGACGAUUGUCAGAGCGUCAUGUCCUCCGUCGUCUCCUCGGUCGUAUCCGAGCCGGUGUUUCGCGUCCAAACCCCAGAGAUGAAGCGCAAAAAUCACGAGACUCCAUCGACGAUGCAGGAAACUCCGAAAAGCUCGUUAUCCACCGCGAACAGCUUGACCAAUGGCAAAGUGUCCGGAGAUGUUCAUAAUCAUCAAAGGACUCACCAACCUCGUCGUCACCAUCUCGAUUAUUUGUCCAUAAACGUACAAGUCAGAAAGAAGAACAACGCCAAAAAGAAUUCCCCGAAGAAGGCAAGCGUCGAGAGGUCCGCGACGCCGGACAACUCCACGAGUCCACGCGUCCACAAAUCCAACAGCAGCGGCCGGAGAAACAGAUUCAGACCUCUGACCACCGCCGAGCAAGCUGACGGAACAAUCUGGAACGGAAACACUCUUCAUAUAUUCUCAAGCAAAACUCGCAUCUCUCCUGGCAACUCCAACAUUUCAAACAACUUGAGAAGCAGACAAGGCUCAGUUUCUUCGACUCGCAAUUCUCCCAAUGAACAGCACAACUCCAGCUUGGAAUACAAGCCGAGCACAGCUUCCGAGGAAGUCGCGAGACUGAGAAGACUCGAAAUGUCCUACGCCGAAGCCCUCAGAAUGCCAAACAAACCCAAAGUACACAACAAUCGUAGAUACUAGAACAUUUUUUUAGCCUUGUACCGCAUAUUUCAGGCAAACAUAAAGAAAUAACGGAUUAAUGAAGUAACGACCGAGAUAGGGAUAAAGAAAAUGCGAAGAAACAAUAGUUUCCGCGCAGCAGGGCAAGAAUUUUUGUAACUUUCUUUAUCGACUCGUGGAACGAUGCGAAAAAGAGUGAUGAUUUAUAAUAAUAAUCUAUACACAUGCUCCGAGUAUUACUUCUCAGCGGGAGAAACGUCGAGUUUACUUUUUUCUUAGGAUUCUUUGUCUCUCGUUUCGUUACUUAUUAUUUCUUUGAUAAAAUCUCUUGCUAUUAGAAAUUUGCGUUUUUCUCCUGACGAAAUGAAUCGCUCUUGGACAAUUGGGGGGACGAGAAUAUUGACGCAGUUGCGCGUGAAAGCUUGAUUUUUCCAACGAUUCAAUUAUUGGGAAGAUUUUCUUUUUUCGAUCUGCUUCGUACACGAUUUUGUUGACACAAAAUUUGAGUUAUUGUAAAUAUUCCGUUUCGUGGUUAACGAAUUUUUUUUAAUUUCGAGAAAACUAUGAUUUUUUGUCUUUUUCUAUUGACCCGAGCGACCACGGGACUAAGACGAUGUUACGUCGAUAUUUAUUCGAUCGAAAGACGCUACCGCGCGCCGAUAUUUCCUCUUUGGGCUGGUUUCUAGCGCGCAAUAUACAAAUUAAUGAUUAUUCACGGGUGAAAUUUUUCAUAAUUGUAAAUAUUUGCUUUUGCGGUUUGUGGAUUUUGUAAAAUUUGAAAAAACAAAUGUCCCUAAUGUUCUUGUUGAAAGUAUCGACGCGGCUUGCUAAAGUUCAAUUUUUCAGUGAACGUUAAUCCUCGAUAUCGCACGACACCAAAUGCACUGAGAAUAUCAAAGAUUUUUCUUCGAGUCAUCUAGCCCCAAGGACUAAAGCACCGUACCCCACAAAAUGAUUGAAAAAAAUAUUGUACGCAAGGGGAUUGAAAAAUACACGUCCUCGGUGGCGAAAGAUUUUUCAUUUUUAGUUCGGACAAAAUAUAUUUCGUGCUAGAAACCAGUCGAAAGUUCCUCGAGCCACAGCGAUGCAACAAUUACUUUUCGAUUGACUCGAACGAUAAAAAGAUUGAUGCGAACGAACGGCUUCGAUUCGAAUUUUAUCGGGGCGCUCCCUCGAGGGCGAUUUUUUGCUCUUCGGGUUCGUUUCUAGCGCGCAAAACGGUGAGAAAUAUUGCUCAGUGUCCACGCGCAUUUGUUUUUCUAUAGGCGUUCAAAUAAUAUACAUUUUUAUCAAUAUUAUUACGGGAUUCUCGGCCUAUGUUCGGGUAAAAAGAUAAAAAAACAAGCCUUGAUAUUUGUAAAUAUUUUCUCAUACGAAUGAUACAAUCGAUGAUCAGCGGAGAAUGGUAACUUUGGGAAGUUGCGUCGAUACUUUUUAGAGCUUAAGUUCCUUUCAUUUUCUAUUUUGUAUAUUUUCUCUUCUUGUUCUCUGUCAAAUUUACAUGUUUUAUGUGUUUUAUCCAAGCGAAUGCAUGACGUUAGUUUAUUCCGAGGGCUGAAGUAUAUGAAAAAAAAAAAAAAAAAAAACAGGAUAAAAAAGAAUAUGAAAGGCUGGAAAAACCGAAGCGAGACUCAAUUUAUAUCCAUGUGCAAAGAGCUUCGUUCCCCUUUACUCAACCUCGAGAAUUUCCCCUCUCCCCCUUUUCCCCGUAUCGGUGGUAAAUUAAGAAAUAAAAAUUAUUUAUGUGCCAUUUA
This is a messenger RNA of Venturia canescens, 5564 nucleotides long. RefSeq names its product cerebellar degeneration-related protein 2-like (gene centrocortin). The coding region runs from base 1531 to 3831 and encodes 766 amino acids. NCBI's taxonomy places the organism in Eukaryota, Metazoa, Arthropoda, Insecta, Hymenoptera, Ichneumonidae. The transcript is spliced from 8 exons. The record is from RefSeq and is a predicted model, not a curated record.